Molecule: messenger RNA, 712 nt
Organism: Helianthus annuus (common sunflower)
Lineage: Eukaryota; Viridiplantae; Streptophyta; Magnoliopsida; Asterales; Asteraceae
Exons: 1
Coding region: 111-539 (142 amino acids)
Source: RefSeq, a predicted model, not a curated record
CAAUAAUAAUAUCAAGAAGACGCGUAUUUCUUUUCUUUUCUUUUACCCCCACCCAAUUUAUUUUAUACUCCCACAAAACCCUACAAUUCUCCGCUCACACCAUCAACGAAAUGUCAUCCCAACAGAUCCAAUCCCACCGUGAAAACGCCGAAAUCUUCACCGGCGAAGCCCUCUGCAAGCAAAAAUCUCACGAGCUCUUAACCAAAUUCUCCCUCCCAAAAGGCCUCAUCCCUCUAACUGACGUCACGGAGGUCGGCCACAACGCCGCCACAGGGUUCGUGUGGGUCCGCCGGAAGAAGAAGACGAAUCACGUCUUCCGUAUGAUCAGUCGGAAAGUGUCGUAUGAUUGCGAAGUUACGGCGUUUGUUGAGGACCGUCGGAUGAGGAAUUUGACCGGUGUGAAGAGUAAAGAGCUGUUGAUUUGGGUGACGGUUUCGGAUAUUUGUGUGACGGAAGGUGGGAAGAUUACGUUUGGGACGCCGGCUGGGUUGUCGCGUACGUUUCCGGCGACCGCCUUUGAGGAAGAAGAAGAAGGUUGAUGAUAAAUUUAUGGAUUAAUGCUUUUUCUUAUUAUAAAUCUUGUUUGUAUUUUAAUAAUAUUCCUUUGUUUGUCUUGUUGAGAUGCAUAUACAUGAACAACAUCAUCUUUCACUCGAAUCAUUAACUCUGGGUGUAAAGAAGGAAAGCUACUCGUGAUCAGCUUGGCUUGAAA